Closterium sp. Naga37s-1 is the source of this 1047-nucleotide messenger RNA. Lineage: Eukaryota; Viridiplantae; Streptophyta; Zygnematophyceae; Desmidiales; Closteriaceae. The record is from the annotation of a GenBank genome assembly.
AUGUAUUUGAGCCAUAGCCUUGAUCACAAGGGAUGGCGGGUGUGGGACUUGGAGAGCGGAAAGGUGGUGGUGUCGCGCGACGUCUCAUUCUUCGAGAGCCGCUUCCCAACUUCACCAAAAGAGAAGCAUUCGGUCGUGGUCAUCCCUCCAACGGUUGAAGACACGAACGAGUCAUCUUCUCACGAUGUUCCCGAGGAGAGGAGUGUUCAAGACGAGGAGGGAGAUGUUGUUGAAGUGGUUGGAGUGGAGAGUGAGAAGGAUGGUGAUCCUUCUACCGUCGUCGCUCCAACGCUUGCAUCUACUCGCGCUCGUAGAGCUCCUCACCCGAACCCGAAGUAUGCCGACUACUCGCUUGUGGUGGAGGAUGAUGAGGAAGGGGGAGAUGCCAUGUGCUUCAUGGCCGACUUCACACCUACCACCUACCGUGAGGCGAUGGAGACGAUCCAAGCCGAGACCUAUCCAGAAAGAGCUCACAGGAAUAUUUUCAUCAAGUAUUUAGUUCACGACGGCGUUUCAAAGCGAACGGUUCUUCCUACAUUUUCCACGUCGUCAUCCGAGGAUCUGACGAUCGAGGUCGAAGCGCUCAAACGCGACGCCGCAAGCAAGGUGUUCUCGCCUUCCGCCGACGCGGCCUCCGCCGCCCCCGCUUCUGUGUUGACCUUCCGCAACAUCUGCUACUCCGUCUACGUCAAGCAGCGCAAGGGGGAACCUUCCGCGGCUGCCGGCCCGCAGUUCGCGCGGCAGGACAGCACGCUCGCGAAUGUCCCCGGACUGCCGCCUCAGCAGGGGUUUCAGGAGGCUGCCGCGGCGCAAGCUGGUGCGCCGGGAGUGGAUGGAGUUGCAACCGCCGGCGGCGAAACCAGCGCCAAGCCAGGCAGCGGCAUGUUCGGCGGUUUGCGCCAAAAGCGCGUUCGGCGGCAGAUCCUGACCGGCGUGAACGGCGAGGCGCGGUCGGGGGAGGUGACGGCGAUCAUGGGCGCAAGCGGAGGAGGAAAGACGACGCUGCUGAACAUCCUGGCGCAGCGGAACUCGUCGGGGCGGCGGUAG